Messenger RNA from Pygoscelis adeliae (Adelie penguin), 1809 nucleotides. It is a transcript of the gene TBX4, whose product is annotated as T-box 4. The transcript has 10 exons. Gene Ontology annotation, molecular function: DNA-binding transcription factor activity, RNA polymerase II-specific; RNA polymerase II cis-regulatory region sequence-specific DNA binding. Bases 1 to 1809 code for a protein of 602 amino acids. NCBI's taxonomy places the organism in Eukaryota, Metazoa, Chordata, Aves, Sphenisciformes, Spheniscidae. Gene Ontology annotation, biological process: angiogenesis; regulation of transcription by RNA polymerase II; cell fate specification. Gene Ontology annotation, cellular component: nucleus. The record is from RefSeq and is a predicted model, not a curated record.
AUGUGGACCCUUCUGGCGGCGUGCACCUGGGGCCGCUCCACCUUUGUGCCCGUGGUGGGCACAAAGCGCCCCGCUCUGCGCUCCUCCAGGCACGGGGCGAUGGGGAACCCUAAAGACACAUUUAUUAUUGUCAUAAAGGAGGAAGAACCAGUGAGUCCCCGGCUGGCCCCAGACCAGGUGACUCGGGAAGAGCAGAGGCAGCAGAUCGAGGGCCACGGUUAUCCCUCACCAUUUGGCACAUUUGGGAACACAUCAAUGCCACCAGCCUUAUUGCUGGCCAAAUUCGGCAACUUUUUCUCCGUCCUCAUCCAUUCAAACCCUCCUCGGCGGUGUAAACCGACAAUAGAAAAUAUCAAAGUCUAUCUCCAUGAGAAGGAGCUAUGGAAGAAAUUUCAUGAAGCUGGCACCGAAAUGAUAAUAACCAAAGCAGGCAGGAGGAUGUUUCCUAGUUACAAGGUUAAAGUGACCGGAAUGAACCCCAAGACCAAGUACAUCUUGUUGAUCGACAUCGUCCCGGCUGAUGACCACCGGUAUAAAUUCUGUGACAAUAAAUGGAUGGUGGCCGGGAAGGCAGAGCCGGCCAUGCCGGGCCGGCUGUACGUGCACCCCGACUCACCCGCCACGGGAGCACACUGGAUGCGGCAGCUGGUGUCCUUUCAGAAGCUAAAACUCACCAACAACCACCUGGAUCCCUUUGGACAUAUUAUUCUUAAUUCAAUGCAUAAAUACCAACCACGACUGCAUAUUGUGAAGGCGGACGAGAACAAUGCUUUUGGGUCAAAGAACACAGCCUUCUGCACCCACGUUUUUCCGGAGACGUCCUUUAUAUCGGUGACCUCCUACCAGAAUCACAAGAUAACCCAGCUGAAAAUUGAAAACAACCCCUUUGCCAAAGGAUUCAGGGGGAGCGACGACAGCGACCUGCGCGUGGCACGACUGCAAAGCAAAGAAUAUCCAGUAAUUUCCAAAAGCAUCAUGAGGCAGAGGUUGGUGUCCAGUCAUGGCCAGCUUUCAACAAAGCCAGAUGUUAACCCACUUCAUGGGAAUCACCAGACCCUUCAACAUUAUCAGUAUGAGAACGGUGCUCACAUGCAAUUUGCAGCUUCAGAUACUCAAGAUCUGCCACUCAACACCUUCACAGCACAGAGAGAUUCAGGGCUCUUCUAUCACUGCCUAAAAAGAAGAGAAAGCGCUCGGCACCUGGACCUGCCCUGCAAACGCUCCUACCUGGAAGCCUCGUCUUCUGUAGGAGACGAUCACUAUUUCCGUUCCCCGCCUCCGUAUGAUCAGCAGAUGUUAAGCCCUUCUUAUUGCAGCGAGGUGACACCGAGGGAAGCGUGCAUGUACUCUAGUUCUGGGGCUGAAAUUGCCGGUGUCUCAACGGUUGACGACUUGCCGCCUCCACCUCCCCCCUUGAGCUGCAAUAUGUGGACUUCUGUCGCACCUUACACCAGCUACAGUGUUCAGACAAUGGAAACUGUCCCUUACCAGCCUUUCCCUGCUCAUUUUACUGCCACCACCAUGAUGCCGCGGCUUCCGUCCAUCACGGGUCAAGGCUCGCAGCCACCAGGUAACAGCCAUUUCAGUGUCUACAACCAGCUGUCCCAGUCUCAGGUUCGGGAGCGCGUUCCUUCUUCAUCUUUCCCGAGGGAAAGGGUGCACCCGUCUGUGUGCGAGAGAAAACCCCCCUCUCCGCACCUAAAUGCGGCGAACGAAUUCCUGUACUCACAAAGCUUUUCCUUGUCGAGGGAGUCGUCGCUGCAGUAUCAUUCAGGGAUGGGGACUGUGGAGAACUGGACUGACGGAUGA